This is a messenger RNA of Coturnix japonica (Japanese quail), 9855 nucleotides long. The record is from RefSeq and is a predicted model, not a curated record. Lineage: Eukaryota; Metazoa; Chordata; Aves; Galliformes; Phasianidae.
AAACGUGCAAGUGAAAUGGAGAGAAAUAGUCUGUAAAGCUGACAUUGGUGUCAUACAGCUGACACUUCUUAUUUAGUUUCUAUUCUUUAUUGCUCAGGUCUAAAGUUUAAGCUUGCAAUGUGUUCUCUCAGCCUCUGAGUGAGCUUUGCAGCCAGUUUUUCUCCUGCUGGUUGGGUUUCUGUGCUCUGGGAUGGAUGCAUGGAGGUGCAGCCUGCUGCCUGCAGUGCUGCCAGCAUUGCACAGAUGGUGCCUCGCCUGUAAAUGGCAGGGGAUCAGUAAUAGAUCAGGGCGGCACCCAGAAAUAAUCUGCAGAAGUCAUCAGAUCUCAGGAGUGUGGGACCUCCAGUAUCUCAAGUUUAUGGCAGCCACAUGAUAACAGGACAGAGAUACCGGAUAUUACAAGUCUGCGUUGUGUUCUCAGUUCCUUGUGGCAAUCAGACACCCCCUGAAGAUCUCACUCAGGCCAAAAGGAGUAAAAUUCACUGAUAAAAGUGAAUUGUAGGCAUACAAAUGACUUGAUGAGAAUAGUGACACUCUGCAGCUUCUUUUCCAGGUUCACUAUAGCAGUACACCUGAAGCAAUAGUUCUUCUUUUUAGAAACAAAAAGUCCAUUUGUACAGUAUAUGACUGGAUUGCAUGGUUACAAAAGUAAUACAAAGCAGCACUUUCAGGCAGAAAAGGGUGAAAUGGGUGUUGAAAAUGGUGUCAUUUCCUUCAGUCCUGCCAUGGGUAGGGUCUGGGGCUGUGCAGUGAAAGGGCCCUUUUCUUGCCAUGGACAGAAAGCCGUUAUGCAGGUGAGCACAAAGAUCUCCUCUGUGCUCAGAGUUCAGCAGGCAAAAAGGUUUUUACAUAGAAUGUUUUUCUGCUGUGGAAGCACAAGGCAGGUACCAUCCACUGCACAGGAGUUUUAUGGCAUUGCACAGAGCUAAACUGAACUGUCUGCGUUUCAUGUUUGAGUUUCCUGACCGACAAAGAGAAGUUCUCAGUCUUCAGUGAGCUGAGAGCCCUGGGGGAGGGGAGAGGAGCCACAAGGGUUCUCAUUGCAGAAAUCUUUCCUGAAGUCUGAGAAAACCAACUGAUCCAAGUAAUUCCAUGCAAAAAACUGGAGGUGAAUUUACCCCCCAGCUUUUGCAGUGCUGAUCUGCUCAGCAGUGGAUGAAAGCUUAUUAAUUUCUUACUCUGUGCUCGUGGAAUGAAUGAAACCUCUUGAGCAAAUGCAAAUACAGAAUGUGAUUGUGCUGCCUGCUUCAGGCAUGUGCUUUUGUGCACCAAAUUCACUGUACUCUCACUGGGCAGUAUUUGCUUUUCAUGUAUGUGCUAUAAAUAAUCCCCUAGCGGACUUUGCAAUACCGUGUGGGUGGGUGAGAUUAGAUAUCAGGAAUGUGAGGAUGAGUGCUGGGAGUCUGCAGUCUCCUGGGAGCUCUGUGUCAUCCUGAGUCCAUCGCACCUUGCACUGUAGGUGUCCUCAUUAUAAAGGAGCCCUUGAGAUGACAGCCAUGGCAGAAUUCAGCAAUGUCCAGUCGGUGCCUGAAAUGCCAGAAGGAGGUGAUGUUAAACGUGGCGUCCAUCCCAGAAUGUUCUUGGAACCUCAGGAGGAAAAGAGGAACCUGAAGGCUCUGAUGGUUAAACAAGUGAAGAAAACUUGCAGCUGCACUCCAGCCAAAGUUAAAGGCUGCGUUUUGAGUUUCUUUCCCAUUCUGCAAUGGCUUCCUAAAUACAACCUAAAAGAGUGCUUACUGGGAGACAUAAUGUCUGGUGUGAUUGUGGGGGUCUUACUAGUCCCACAGUCGAUUGCCUAUUCUCUCUUGGCUGGUCAGGAGCCUAUUUAUGGCCUUUAUACAUCCUUCUUUGCAGGCAUUAUUUAUUGCAUAUUUGGAACCUCUCGCCACAUCUCUGUUGGUAUCUUUGGUGCACUUUGCCUGAUGGUGGGACAAGUGGUGGAUCGUGAGGUGCUGAGAGCUGGCUAUGACUUGGAGCCAGCCGCUCUUAGUGACCACAUGGAUACAGCAAUGCUCGUGAACUCCACCAUUGCACCCGUGAACCAGACAUCACAGGAGCUGCUCUGUGAUAAAAGCUGCUAUGCAAUAAAAGUGGGAGCCACCAUGACCUUCAUAGCUGGAGUUUAUCAGGUGGCCAUGGGUUUCUUUCAAGUGGGCUUUGUCUCAGUGUACCUCUCCGAUUCAUUGCUCAGCGGAUUUGUCACAGGUGCCUCCUUUACCAUCCUGACAUCACAAGCCAAAUACCUCCUGGGUCUGGACAUUCCACGGAGCAGUGGCGUUGGUUCCCUCAUAAUGACAUGGAUAAACAUCUUCAGAAACAUACAUAAGACUAACAUCUGUGAUGUCAUCACCAGCUUCUUGUGUUUUCUUGUUCUUAUCCCAACUAAGGAGCUUAAUGAACAUUUUAAAUCCAGGCUCAAGGCUCCAAUUCCAAUUGAAUUAGUUGUGGUUGUGGCAGCUACUCUGGCAUCUCACUUAGGGAGGCUGAAAGAAACGUAUGGCUCAAGUGUUGCUGGGCACAUCCCAACUGGCUUUUUGCCACCCAGCCCUCCCGACUGGAACCUGAUUCCUAACGUGGCAUUGGAUGCUAUCCCCAUAGCUGUCAUUGGCUUUGCCAUCACUGUCUCCCUCUCAGAGAUGUUUGCCAAGAAGCAUGGUUACACCGUGAAGGCCAACCAGGAAAUGUAUGCCAUUGGCUUCUGCAACAUCAUUCCCUCUUUCUUCCAUUGCUUCACAACAAGUGCAGCACUUGCCAAGACUCUUAUUAAAGAGUCAACAGGCUGCAGAACGCAGGUUUCUGGCAUUGUGACUAGUUUGUUAAUCCUAAUAGUCCUCCUUGUGAUUGCACCUUUGUUUUAUUCCCUUCAGAAAUGUGUCCUUGCUGUCAUAACAAUUGUGAACCUCAGAGGUGCCCUGCGGAAGUUCAGGGACCUGCCAAAAAUGUGGCAUUUGAGCAGGGUGGACACAGUGAUCUGGUUAGUUACUAUGGCAUCCUCAGCACUCAUCAGUACUGAGAUUGGUCUUUUGAUUGGUGUUUGCUUCUCUAUGCUCUGCGUCAUUUUUCGAACUCAGAAACCAGAGGCACCAUUACUUGGCUGGGUGGCAGAGUCUGAGACAUAUGAGUCCCUGUCUGCUUACAAGAACUUAGAAACUAAGCCAGGAGUUGUGGUCUUGCGUUUUGAAGCACCCCUCUACUACAUCAACAAAGAGUGCUUCAAAUCUGCACUCUACAAGCAAACUGGAGUCAACCCAGCCUUGGUGAAGGCAGCAAAGAAAAAGGCAGCAAAAAGAAUGCUUAGAGAGAAAGAAGCAUGUUCUAGUGACAACCAGACCAGCAUUUCCAUGGAGCUUGUGUCUGAGCCUUUGGGGUUUCACACAAUAGUGAUUGACUGUUGUGCAGUACAGUUUCUGGACACAGCAGGAAUACGCACGCUCAAAGAGGUCUGCAAGGACUACAAGGAGAUAGACGUCCAGGUGCUGCUGGCACAGUGCAAUCCUUCAGUGAGGAGUUCCCUAAUGCGGGGAGAAUUCUUCAAAGAAGGGGAGGACCAGCUUCUAUUCCACAGUGUGCAUCAGGCCGUGGACUUUGCGCUGGGUGCACAUGAGCACAGCAGGAUCUGUGCUUCUAAGAACUAGCUGCGUGAAGGCAACAAGUUGGAACAAAGCCUGGAAAACAAUAAGCAUUGUUUUAUGUGUGGUACUGAAUGAAUGCAACUCUUAUGUUUUUCAUAAUCUGUAUAUGAACUUAAGAGUUUCAUAUGGACAUUCAUCUCAUUUCUGUCAUCAACUUUCCAUUUCUUGGUUCCCCUCUGUUUUGAUCAUCAGCAUGGAGAUCCUUCUGGAUGAGACAAGCUUUAGAAGCGUUCUAGGUAUCCCAUCUAGCUGAAUGCUACAAGGCAACUCAUUUCUUUUCUCUAGUUGAGAAAUUGCUUUUUCAUAUCAUCACAGUCUUGUAUGUUUAAGGAAUGACUGACAGGUACUGUUUGCUCUGGUUCUUAUCAUGUUGUGAUUGGCUGGUAGUAUUGGGACACAUAGAUAAGGAAAAUCCAGACGUGCAACAAAGAAGUCUUAGUGCAUAGCUUAUAGCUUACCUGUCACCUCUGGACGACGCUUUGUCAUUGUGUUUUAACAGCCAAAUGCAGCCAAAUGAGCAGGGUUAUAUAAUUUCUGUGCAGUCCUAUACAUUCCAGAAAAGAUUGCUCUUUUGCUUGAAUCUCUUUGGAUAAUCUCUCUGGAAUUAUUUUUAUUUGGACAUGAUUGCUUAGAAGUCUGAUUCAUACUUACGGUCAGUUGCUUGUUUUGCUAGUAUUUGGGAGUGCUUCAGAAUUGUGAACAUUAGAUUUGGAAGAUCUGUAAUUCAUGGGUUGCAACACAAUACAAGCCAGUUUUACUUGCCAAACUGACAGAACCAUAGAUAUGAGAAUGAAAAGGGCCUAACAGGUUAUCCAGCAUCUGGCCAAAUCUGCCUGUGCCGCAUGGCCUUCAUGUGUGAAUGCAGGUUUUAUUGGCCAUAAACCCUUUACUUAUGCUCAGUCACGGGCCUUUUGAAAUUGAGAUGUUGGCCAAGGAAAGAGUUCUGCUGAAAACUCCUCACCAAGUUAGUGUAAAUGAAACUUUGUACUUUGCUUUUAAGUAAUGCAGAACAGUGAAGGGUCCCUAUUGUUCAUGUUGAAAUACAGGCACUGGGUAGGAAGACAUUCUCUGUUCUUACAGCAAUAGAGUACAAUUAUGAAAGCAUAAUUGAAAGAUUAACUUUUUUUUACUGACUGCCAGGGGCUUUUGUAGUCUGAACUGCAGUUUCUUGACAGCUUUUUAAAGGGAAAUGGUGUUUUAUAUGGCAUUAAGCUCAUACUUAACCAUUCAAAAAUGAGUCAGGAAUCAAAAAAGUAAGAAAAUGCUAUGUAAAUCAUGAAACAUUUUCUAAAUAGAAAUACGUUUUCCAUUUGGGAUUAUUUUAUUUUUCUGAGCAAUUAGGAACUAUUCCCUUAUUUCAGUGAAUGCUGAAACAUCACACAGUACUUUGGUCUGGAGCUGGGAGCUCCUAGAGGAGAAAUGGAUAUAAGGAGAUUAAGUCCCAGAACCUGGCAACAUUUGUAUGUUAGGUGAACUUACUACCUUUCUCAGAACAUCAUAGGAGUGUGUAAAAACAUGUGGGGUGGACGCUACCAUAAGUGGAAAUGGAUCAUGUAACUGAGAUCCUUGAACUGGAAUUACUAAGGCAACAGCAAGUUUUAAAUAUCAGAGAUUCUAAGGCUUCUGCAGCAUUCAAAAAACACUAAUAUUUUUCUUUCGUAGCCUUAAGGCUAUGUUUAUACAAGGAGAUGAAUCCCAAAUAGCUACUGCUGAUCUUUUUCUUUUCUGCAUAGCACUUUUAUUCAGUGCUAAGAAUUCCUUUCGCACUUUGGGUAAUCACAGGGACCACGUUUGUAUUAUCAAAGUGGGGGCCAGUCAGGAGGGAGCAGCUCCAGCAGCCAGGGUCCUGCUUUAGGACAGCUUUCUACUCUAAACAAAAUCAGCCAUGCCAUUUUUAAACGCCUACCCCCAACUAUUCAUUUUCACCCCAUUGCCCCUCAGGCUUGGGCAGCUGAGAGGGAAUGAGCUGCUCUGAUGGUCCUGAAAACUUCCUCCUAGUCAGGGAUGGAGGCAAAGUAGAAGGUGCUGUGGGUGAGUCUUUGCUGUCUACACUCAUCACUUCUUCUACUCUUUCCAUGCUGCCCAGGAGAGAAUUUUCUUAUAUGUGACAAUGCGCAGUGAUAACAGAAGAGGAAAAUAAAAUGUAUUUAUUAAACACCUUUAUUUAUUUAUUUUUUUAAUCAAUUUCAUUUCCGCCUGUGCUGAGGAGGGAGGAAUAACUGCAUCACUUCCAAGGAACAGUAUAACCGCUGUGCAGGAUGCAUAUUUGUAGCACCUGGGUGUUUGUUUGCAUUAAAGCUCAAUAAAACAGCCAUAAAUUGAUUUUCAAACAAUUAAUUUAGAUUACAGCUAAAAGAUAGACUGAAGUGAUUUAUGUUUAGCUUGAGCACAUCAUGCUUGGCCGCAGUGCUGUUUGUGCAGCCACAAUUGGCGAUGUAGCCUCCAAAUUGAAUUUCAAGCAAUACACACUGAGAACAAGUAUUAAAAUGCAACAGCAAAAGCAUCCAGUCAACAAAAAAAAACACCCAACAAAUCAACUUCUGAUGUUCUUGUUUAAGAUAAUAUCUAUAGGCUGCAAGUUUAUCCUCUGUAAAUGCAUACAGCCCUGGUUGGGAGGGAAUGCAAAUAAAUGGCAGUUUGCAGAGAGUAUAAUAGGGAGUCCUCUGGCAUUAACUGAAGGUUACAGCUUAUCACGGCUGGGAUUUCAGCAUUUCUCCUUUUAGAGCAGUGAUUUUUUUUUAAUGGAGACACAAGUGUAAGUGAAUUCAGGCCCACUGUAGCAAGAAGGCAUGCCUGGCUUCAGUGUGUUUGUGGAUCCUUUAGAAAUAAUCUAACUUCAUGUUCAGGCGUCAAGGACCCCUGAGUGAAAACUGUUGCCCUAAAAUAUUUGUUUCAUAAAGGGAUUUCAGAUGUGUGUGUGUGUGAAUAUAUAUAUAUUUGUACAUAAAUGUACAUGCACCUUUUGCAGCUUUAUGUCUCCAGUUGUUCUUUUGCAAAGUGGCUUCUUCUGUCCUGGAAGGGGUUCUUCAGUCUUCUGCUGACUUAAAUAAACAGUGGAACGUUCAUCAGGACUUUAGGAGGGGAAAUGCUGUACCCACUGCUAUCUACUGCUUCUCUUAUCCCUUCAGUUUAAUUUGUCAUCUGUAAGAGGAAUGAAUGCCAGAAUGACUGCCUUUGGGCUGCCCAGAAUAGUGACGUUUGUAGCAGAGGCCUUCAGAGCCCAGGGCUAUCCUGGAAGGGUGCAUAAACCAGUUGGUCUCCUGUAAGGCAGCUCCCAAUAUCUUAAUCCAGCAAUUAUCUAUCUAAAUGAGGAAUUAACAGAUCAUUAGCACAUUUAUUAAUGGUAACAAUGUGGCAUUAUGGAAAUGAACACUCACAACUAUACUGAAGGCUUCUGGAAGUAUCGUUUAGUCUCCUGCUAAAUGUUAGAUUUCAUCUACAUUUCUUGCUGCUAUAGGCAGUAGUUUUCAGCUUCUGAUGUGCCAAUUGCACUAAUAAAUGUUUCACUUGUAUAAACGUUUUGACACAGGACCAAUUCUUAACCCAUUUCAAAAAUAGGGAGGUGUUAAAGUGAUGCACGUUGUACUUAUUUUUUGAUUUGUGAUGACAUGAUUGCAGUGGAAAUGCUAAGUCACGGCUUGAAGCACUGACUGAGCACUGGGUGGAAGGCAGGGCCAACCUAAGGGAGCUGAGGUGUAUACAAUGCACCUGAGUGACCUGAAGGGGUGGAGCCAGGAUCCACCCCUUUCCAGCCCUCAUUUAAGGGUUGGCAGUGGAGGUAAAGGUAGAGAUUCUUGUCUACCUGAGGCUUUCCCAAGGUAAGCAGAUUUUCUUCUUUUGUUUCUGUGGCUGUUGUAGUGGAGCUUGUUCUCUUUCGUUGUAGUGUAGAAUUGUGUCAUCCUGCUAUUACUGCUGUACUUUCCAUCACAUUGUAGAUCUACAGCGUUACAAUUGUCAGCCUUAGUCCUGUGUGAUUUAUUGAUCCAGAUUUCCUGGCAAGUCUUUGCAGCUCCAGCCACUGUUCUUCAAUUCAUCACACAAUCUUUCUCAUCACAUUCUUUCACAUUUCUGUGUUUUGCUGUAAGACAGUGUGUGUGAUUGACUGUAGAUGGAAGAAUCUUAGCGUAUUUUGAUAUUACCUAUGAGCUGCUAUUGGUUUUUGUGUCAGAUCUUUUGGUGAGACCAAAGCUCUUGAGCAGAGACUGUAGAACAGCCUCCAAACCUCACAGGUCUGUUGUAGGGAGCAGCCCCACAUACCUGCUGGGAGAGCCACAGCCAGGCCUUGGGCUGCAUGAUGGCUUGUGUACAAGUGUCAGUGCCUCCCAGACCAACCUGGUAGGAGGUCUGUGAUAGCAUUGAACACAGCCAUGUGCCUUUUUCCAGGUGUGUAAUAAUAACACAGGGACCAGGGACCUCAUUCCUGUCCAGUGCUGCUGUAUGAGUCAGUGUCCCAACCUCAGUAUCAAAGGGGAUUUCUGGCUUUGUGCUUAUUUAUUUUUGUUUACUUUUAAUUUAAUUCUGUACUCGACUCCCCUAGAGAAGAUCACAAAGCUCCUGACAUCUGUACUCCUUCCCCAUCAGGUUGCAGUGAUGAACAGGGAGAUCUCUCACUUGAAGUGGCAAAGGUGUGUGCAGGGAGGUGUGGGUGAGAAGGGAAAGCAAAAACCACAGCAUUUCCUUCUGCUCUACUACUUUGCUGGCUUGUGCCAAGAGAUACUGGAAUCACUUGCUGAUGGGCCUGAAGUGCAGGCAGGAAGCAUCCUGGGGCUUUGAGUCAGUUGGUUCCAGCUGCAGGCAGGAAGCAUCCUCAUGCCUGUGUGAGAGCUCUGUGCCAGAUACAUCUUUACCUUGCUGUGCAAGCCUGCCUGGCUGGGUCUGCACUUCUCGUGCCCAGACUUUGUUGGGGCAACGCUGCAGAUCUCCCCAGGUCCCACUCUUUGAAUCUUUCACCCAAAGGCUGUACGAAUUUCCUGCUCCUACUAUGCUUGAAUACCUGCCAGUAGGUGUUGCUGCUAAGAGGUUUUUCAUGAGGCUGAAGUCUUCACCCACAGGAUCCAAACUGCUGGCUUAGAUCACAGAAACUGGAACAAGAGGAAGCCCUAUUAGUUGGGGGUGAAACACUUUGGGCUAGUAGUUAUUUUUCAGGAUGUUAACUUCUGGGUUUUGUUUUCUUAUGCUUCAGAGAGGUGAUUAAAUUAUUGAAGUGAUUAAAGUUUAUUUUAACAGCAUUAGCUAAGCUAAUGAAGCUGUGAUGCAGAAUAGGAAUCAUCUACUAAUGCAAUCCAGGGUGCUUUGUGUCUGCAUUGCUUGUGCUUUGCUGAAUCUUGAGCUAGGUUACCAUUGUAAGUCUGCAAUACUGAUAAAACUGUCCUCACUAGAAGGGAUUUGCACUUCUACUAUGCUGGCAUAGAUAAUAGGGACAAUAUCUUCAGUGCAGAUGAGGCACUGUGCCUUUGCACCUUAAAUAGCUUUAAGUCCCAAGAACUGCUUGCACUUGUUUGUUGUGUUUGUGAGCCUUUGUUGGAGCAGCUGCUCAUCUGGAAAAGCUAUCUGAUCUUUAUUGCCUCAUUCAAGUUUCAUCUGAAGUAGAAAUCAUUUUGAGUCUUGCCUUUUCUUUUGAGAUGAUUGCAAUGCUAAAAGUGAUGCCUCUGGUUAGGUACAAUGACUAAUAGUUAAUAUAUAUAUUUAGUUUAUAGCAUAAUUAGUACCUUUCUAUCGUAUUUCACAGAGAUAAAAUAAGGCACGUUGCUAUUUCUCUCAUGUGCAAAUAUACAGAAUCAAAUCUCCAUUGAGAAAGUGUACUGCCCAGAAUAUUUGAGUUCUGAGUCUGAGAGCUUUUAGUCCAGCUCCCAAAUUAUCUCAGGACUGUACAGGAUGAUGGGAAACCAAACAUUCUGCUGGACUUGGGUCCAAGAUUUUAAUGUCUAAUUUUUGACUUUAGGAAUGAAAUUUUGUGGUUUAGACGCAACUGAAACGUGCUUGUGGAGAGGUAAAGCUUCACUCUUUCUGAUAAGCACACUUAGGGGUGUUGUGUCAUCUACGUAUUGCUGACUUUACAUUUUCUCUAUCUGCUUGUUCUGUAUCAAUUGUCAUUUUAAAAUGCUGAUGUGCCUUACCGUCACUGCAGAAGACUGUUAAAAGAAGAAUUUUCUAUCAGAUAUGGGAAAAUCUUUGAGAUUUCUUUACCAUCAUUAAAAGAUAUUUAUGUUCUUUUCUGCUGUCA